Messenger RNA from Tachysurus fulvidraco (yellow catfish), 3032 nucleotides. Its product is annotated as WD repeat-containing protein 47-like. NCBI's taxonomy places the organism in Eukaryota, Metazoa, Chordata, Actinopteri, Siluriformes, Bagridae. The coding region runs from base 172 to 2805 and encodes 877 amino acids. The transcript has 14 exons. Gene Ontology annotation, molecular function: protein binding. The record is from RefSeq and is a predicted model, not a curated record.
UGACAAACGCAUGCGACUGCUUCUUAGACGCUUUGGUACGAUUGGCCUUCCACACAUCUGAUCUUUUGCAGAUACCUCCCUCGUGUAAAGAUAACUGAACACUGGACAAGCAGAAUUACUGCUCCAGCGCACGCCGAGCAUCUACUGGACCUUUAUUAGGAAUUGGACACCAUGACGGCAGAGGAGACCAUUAACAUCAAGGAGGCAGAGAUCAUCAAACUGAUCCUGGAUUUCCUCAACUGUAGAAAACUACAUAUCAGCAUGCUAGCCCUGGAGAAGGAGAGUGGUGUUAUUAAUGGCCUCUACUCAGAUGAUAUGCUCUUCCUCAGGCAACUGAUCUUAGAUGGCCAGUGGGAGGAGGUUCUUCAGUUCAUUCAGCCACUGGAGAAUAUUAAAAAAUUUGACAGAAAGAGGUUUCGUUACAUCAUUCUGAAAGAAAAGUUCCUGGAAGCACUGUGUGUGAAUAAUGCCAUGUCUGCAUCAGAUAAGCCUCAGAAUAUUGAGCUAACCAUGCAAGAGGCAGUAAAGUGUCUGAAUGCCCUGGAGGAGUUAAGCCCCUCCAAAGAGGUCUAUAGAAAACUGUGCCUGCUCCUGACGCUUCCUCAGCUCACUCACCACACUGAGUUCAAGGACUGGAACCCGAGUACAGCACGUGUUCGCUGCUUUGAGGAGACGUGCUCUUUAGUGGCUGAGUUCAUUCCUGCUGACCGCAAACUCAGCGAAGCCGGCUUUCGGGCCGGCUCAGACCGCCUCUUCCAGUUGCUUGUCAAGGGUGUACUGUAUGAAUGUUGUGUGGAGUUUUGCCAGAGCAAGGCGACAGGCGAAGAGAUCGGCGAGGCAGAGGUUCUGCUGGGCGUUGAUGUGUUAUGUGGCAAUGGCUGUGAUGAACCUGACCUGAGCCUGAUCUCUUGGCUGCGCAACCUUGCACCUGCUACCUUUACAUGCCCCUUUGAGCAGAAGAUGCUCAAUGUCCAGGUGGACUGUCUGGUAAAGCCAACAUGUACAGCCCAGACUGAUCUGCUUGUGCCGCUUUUUGCUAAGUUAUCACAUUCCCCAGCUUCACCACUGAGGCACCCUCAGUCAGCUGAAGCAUAUGUAUCACGUUCACUCAACCCGGCACUAGAUGGUCUGUCCUGUGGCCUGGCCGGGAGGGAGAGGGAAAUCACAGAGGGCGAUGGAAAACAUGCCGCUCCAUUGUCACACUCUUUUGCUAACUUUGGUUUAAACAGCAGCCACAACGUUGCGGACAAUAACAGCAUCAUGCAGACACCAGACAGCAGUGUGAAGCCACACACACGAGAUGAAAUACUGAACCCUUCAGUAGAGCCUAACAUACUUAGUGCCACUCAACCCUCCCAAAAAGAUGGAGAACUUUCUGCUUCAGUUAAGCUGACGGAGGAACAGCUGCAGGAAUUCCAGCAUCAGCGACUGCGUGUGCAGCAUCACAUGGAGCAGAAGCAGCAGCAUAUGCAGCUCUACCAGCAGAUGUUGCUAGAGGGAGGAGUGCAGCAAUCCAGUCAAGCCUCAGGUGCCGGCCAGCAGAACCUCACACAGACCUUCCUCAGCAGAUCCAUCCAAAGGCUAGAGGAGCUGAAUGUAGGGAUGGAAGACCUUGGGGAGAACAUGCAAGCCUUGGCCCAACAGUGUAAUAGCUCACAGUCUGAAGCACAACACACACAUACACCCGAGUCUGAUGGAACAGGCAAAAAUAAAGCUGGUAUAACGAGCAGCACUCCUCAAAGAGGAGGCAAUCGGGGCAUGCCUUCACUUGACGAGUCCCCAGUUCUGGUCAGCCGGAGUGUGUUUCAGGAUGACCAGCCUAAGUCUCCAUUCAUAGCCGUGCAUAAACUGGAAGACACCCAAGCUGUGCGAGCCGUCGCAUUUCAUCCUUCUGGAAUGCUCUAUGCUAUUGGCUCAAAUUCCAAAACCUUGCGCGUAUGCUUGUACCCACGGGAUCUUAGUGGGAGUGCAGAAAGUCCAGUGAAGCAGCCUGAAGUCUGCUUCAAACGCAACAAGCACCACAAGGGCUCCAUCUACUGCGUGACCUGGAGUCCAUGUGGCCAGCUUCUUGCUACAGGCUCCAAUGACAAAUAUGUGAAAGUCCUGCCUUUCAAUGCUGAGACCUGCAAUGCUACAGGUCCAGAUCUGGAGUUCAGUAUGCAUGAUGGGACCAUUCGAGACCUGGCAUUCAUGGAGGGUCCAGAGAGUGGUGGAGCUAUCCUUAUUAGUGCGGGAGCAGGGGACUGCAACAUCUACACCACUGACUGUCAAAGAGGACUAGGCCUACAUGCACUCAGUGGACAUACAGGGCACAUCCUGUCCCUCUUUACAUGGUGCAGUUGGAUGGUGGCAUCUGGCUCUCAGGAUGAGACUGUGCGUUUCUGGGACCUGCGCAUGCCCAGUUGUGUGAAAGUAGUCAGGAGUGCCCUUCAUGGACCUGCAGGAAGUGCAGUGGCCUCAGUGGCAGUGGACCCGACCGGACGUCUCCUGGCUGCAGGGUUGGAGGACAGCCGCUGUAUGCUGUACGACAUCAGAGGGGGUCGAACAGUUCAGGUUUACAGCCCCCACACCAGUGACGUUCGCUCUGUCCGUUUCUCUCCUGGAGCUCACUACCUGCUUACCGGCUCCUACGACAGCAAAGUUAUGAUUACUGAUCUACAAGGAGAUCUAACAAAGCCACUACCUGUAAUGGUGGCUGGUGAACACAAGGAUAAAGUGAUUCAAUGUCGGUGGCACACAAGAGACAGUUCCUUCCUAUCUUCAUCUGCAGACAAGACUGUCACACUGUGGGCACAUCGCCCAUAACAUUCUAUCAGAACUCACAGAAAAAGCACAAAGGAAUUAGUUCCCUGUAACACUUUAUAAACUGAACUCAUUCAUGCAAAAGAACUUUGUAUUAUUUUUAAUUUAUAAUUUAAACUUUUCAUAUAAUAGGAGUAAGUCCUGCAUGUUAGCUGCUAAGUAAAAUAAAUCAAUGGAGCCAACUAAUAAAAAAAUGCUGAAUGUUUAUUGAAUAAAAUACAGAGCUCUCA